AAUAUGGUUGGAUGGAUUGUAACGUCAAAAUUGAGUGUUUUUGUUCCACUAUCUCUGGUAAAAAAAGGUGAAACGGUGCUUAACUGGCAACAUUCUAUUCAACUAAGUCUUUUAUUGAAAAGCUAUUUAGACAAUGCCAUCUCCAUCGCACAGUCCGUUUGGCGAUGUACUACUAUGUCCCGUGUGCAUGGUAGUUUUUGAAGGUCGCAUUUUACAAUGUUCACAAGGACAUGCUGUUUGUGAAGCAUGCCAACUAAAACUAACAGAAUGUCCACAUUGCCGUGGUGUCUAUGUGGGAACACGAAAUUACGUUCUCGAGGCAGUGAUCGCGAAACUGAAACUACUCCGAACCACCGACAACAUAAAUUGGGUAGAUCAAAAUGACGACGUCCCGGGUGAAACAAAAUCGACAAAUGAGGCGCCAGAAGAUUCAUUACUAUCAGAAGCAACCCAGUCAGAUGGAGCGUCAGCAUCCGAGUCUGCAGCUUCCGUAAAAAUAUUGGCACCAAAGGGUCUGUACGACUGUCGCAUGGACAAUUGCAAUGCGAAAUUGCCUUUCUGCCGUCUUCUCAAUCACCUGCGAUACUUUCACAAAGACAGUUUAAUAGAGACAAACCGUACAACAAAUACAAAUGAAGAUGGAGACUUUGUGGAUCAUUGGUCACUGCCAUGCGUAACAUUCCAGAAAUGCUUUCAUCUGCACAAUUUUGGAAUAUUCUUUCUGAUAGUCAAUGUCACACAGCCCGAUGGGCCAGAAGCUGGCCUAACCAAUAUCAAAGCAUGGGUGCAAUGCGCUUAUCCGAACAGAGUGGCUAGGAAUUUUCGAUUUAGUUUAGAAUUGUUGAUGGGAAAUAUGGUGGCAACGUUUACGGAUUACGUUGUGGGUGCUCAGUCGGACAGUACGUACAUUCAAGCGAAUAACAAUUGCUUGAACGUGGACACGGCCGAACACUAUGAAAAAGUCACAAUCGAAAUGAAAAUUAGCAGAACACACGGAGCACAGAAUUUGCCGCGGAACGACAGAACAGAUUGUCGUUUGCUUCCAGUGACAACACCAUCCAUUAGAACGGUGGAAAAUGAAGCUAGCCGACGCAGACCACGAUAACCCGUCUUAGUGAAGUUAAAUAAAUUUUUAUUUCAACGCCCCCAUCCUGCCCGUCACCAAAAUAGCUCCACAUACACACCGAGACCGAGCAGAUUAGCGCAUUUAGCAAAAACUCUUAUCGUUUUCAGAUUUAUUCAAAUUUUCGACUCAAUGUGUUCAUCUGUAUUUUCGGCUAGUUACCGCUCGCUCACCACACUUAACGUGUUUACUUUACGUUGGACGUAUUAUUAUAAUCGAUAAUUAAAUUAACAAAUAAUUAAACAAAACAAAAAUU
Bradysia coprophila is the source of this 1379-nucleotide messenger RNA. RefSeq lists its product as uncharacterized. Gene Ontology annotation, biological process: proteasome-mediated ubiquitin-dependent protein catabolic process; multicellular organism development. Gene Ontology annotation, molecular function: ubiquitin conjugating enzyme binding; ubiquitin protein ligase activity. The record is from RefSeq and is a predicted model, not a curated record. Gene Ontology annotation, cellular component: cytoplasm. Lineage: Eukaryota; Metazoa; Arthropoda; Insecta; Diptera; Sciaridae.